Molecule: messenger RNA, 1755 nt
Organism: Dreissena polymorpha
Lineage: Eukaryota; Metazoa; Mollusca; Bivalvia; Myida; Dreissenidae
Exons: 4
Coding region: 154-1491 (445 amino acids)
Source: RefSeq, a predicted model, not a curated record
UAUAGGAGGAAGUUACAAUGAUCCGCAAUAGAAUAUUGCUUAUCGAUUGUGAUUUGAGUUAUGUUCGUACAUUUCAGUUUGUCAAUUUAAACUUUGUUCUUGUUAGGAUCCACGCGUAUUGAUGCUUUGGAUAGAUAUUAAAUAUUAGACAGAAUGACCAAGAAAGAUAAAUUGGUGUACGACGAAUGCGCAGAGGAAUGUGCCAGAAAAAUGAAAGCAACUUUCAAACUAUACAGCGGAUGUGACGUAAGCGUAAUACCGUUAGCGACAUGGUCACGUGAACAAAGUCAGCUAUCACUUCCAGAAAAUUGCAAAACUGUUUUCAUUGUCCAUGGCGAAACAGACGAAUUUCUGAGUACAAUUCUAUGUCGUUUUAAGGAAUUUUACGAGACCACUUUCAUUGUAGUGAUAGAUUCCAAGCUUCAAGCAGGUCGAGUUGCUUGCGCAGAAAUUAAAUCUGCAUUCAAACACCUAAACGUAGAUAAUACCGAGGAAAAAAAGAGGGCUUUAGACAGAACAAUAGAGAGAGCAAAAGAACGAAUCAUUACGAUUAAGAACGUUUGGGAUGAUGCGGACUGUUGGGUUCCCAAAGUGAUCAUGUUCAUGUUCCCGAGUCCGGAAAAACACGGCAACUCUCGUCAUAGUCCGGUAAAAAACGGAAAAUCUCGUCGGAAUGUCUCGGUUUUCUUUGAAAUCGAUCCUAAUAACGAUGCACAGAUUAGAUGGAUGGAUAAGCAGAGAAAGGUGCUCGAAGCCGACAUGAAACUUACGUGCCGAUACAAUGACGGUGAUCAUUCAGCCACGGAACCGUCUAAAGGUGCCGGCGAUAGGUCGGAGACAAUUCUCGAUACCUACAGAAAAAACUCAGAAUGUGUGGUAAUGUACGUUGGUGCUAUUGAGGAUUUACUUGGCAUCAGUAGUUUCAGGGAAACAUAUAAUAAAAAAAUCAGUGCCGUAAAUGAUCGCGUGAAAGUGCUGUGCGAACAGUGUAUCGAUGUCGAAACGAAAUUGAUCGUAUUCGUGGAAAACGAAUCUAACGAAAUGAUCAAGAAAUUUGAUGACAACCAAAACCUGUACAUGGUUGGAACGAAUGGCGCCUUCACUUACUGGGUGGGGCUUUUAUCCGCGUUGGGAAAAGUGAACAUUCCGAGGAAACCCGAUGAUCUGUUUCACUCGGACGUCACGCACGAGGAGGUGAAAAAGCCUCGUUUCAAUCCCGCCACACUGUCGGACAUGACAACUCAAACACCAAUACCAAAUACGCGUUCCACAACAUCAGUCAGUGAUGACAUUACCGCUCGCAACGUGGAGUUCACUGCGGUCCGACACCCUUCACAACUUCCGGAAAUUGGUCCAGAGAAAUACGUGAUCGGUGUGACGUAUCAGAUGAAACUGGAGGUGACCCAAAGUUGGCUAGGGCAGAGGGAAAUAGCGGACAUACCCUCUUCGUGUUUCCCUUAUUUUGCCUGUUUAAGACCCAGUUUUAAAUAACAGGGGAACAUGUGGCUUUUUAAAGUUUUUUUUUUCAACAAACCAUAAUUGACUAGUUCUGUUUGUUAUAUUUUGCGUUGAUGUUUUCGCCGUUGUCAACAGUAUUUCCGUCUUAGCAGGGCGGCAGUUAACCAAGCCGCAAUCUUCAAUUGCAAGCUAGUUACCACUACUAUGUGCACAUACUUAUGCAAGCACGUAUGAAGUAAAUCUGUAUUUUUGCGGGAUUUUGACUUAACAAUAAACAUGACACUGUCACAUAUUAAA